Loa loa (African eye worm) is the source of this 168-nucleotide messenger RNA. RefSeq lists its product as hypothetical. The record is from RefSeq and is a predicted model, not a curated record. The annotation marks the transcript as partial. The transcript has a single exon. NCBI's taxonomy places the organism in Eukaryota, Metazoa, Nematoda, Chromadorea, Rhabditida, Onchocercidae.
UUUGAUAUUCAUGAAUUGGAACUUGAACCAGAUGAAGAAGAUGUAGCAAUUGAAGAGAUUCCAGCAACUACAGUAACUAGUAUAACAGUACAAUCAUGGACGACAACAUCCAAAAGGCCAUUACUACCAUUAACACCAUUAAUAACCGAACAAACAGCGCCACCAACU